This is a messenger RNA of Acomys russatus (golden spiny mouse), 3449 nucleotides long. It is a transcript of the gene Jmy, whose product is annotated as junction mediating and regulatory protein, p53 cofactor. The record is from RefSeq and is a predicted model, not a curated record. The transcript has 11 exons. Gene Ontology annotation, cellular component: nucleus; cytoplasm. NCBI's taxonomy places the organism in Eukaryota, Metazoa, Chordata, Mammalia, Rodentia, Muridae. Gene Ontology annotation, molecular function: actin binding; Arp2/3 complex binding; transcription coactivator activity. Gene Ontology annotation, biological process: Arp2/3 complex-mediated actin nucleation; intrinsic apoptotic signaling pathway by p53 class mediator; 'de novo' actin filament nucleation. The coding region runs from base 275 to 3226 and encodes 983 amino acids.
CUCGCGCAGGCCGGCUCGGCGGCCCAGGGCCCCGCGGUGCCGCAGCGAGCGGCUUGUAAACAGAUCCGGCCGCACGUGACCAUGUGAACUACCUGCUCCGGGCCGCGUUAUUGUCUCUCUCCCAAGAGUCGCGCCACAAAGAAGCCGGUGGUGGGAGAGCGGCCCGUUGCGCUAAGAUGGCUGAAGGCGCCCGGCGAGGGUGAGCUAGCCGGGGGCGCGGCCACCGCGGAGACUCGGCCGGGCGGCCCCCCUCGGCGGGGCACCGGAGCUUACCAUGUCGUCGUUCGCGCUGGAGGAGACACUCGAGUCCGACUGGGUGGCCGUGCGGCCCCACGUCUUCGACGAGCGCGAGAAGCACAAGUUCGUGUUCAUUGUGGCCUGGAACGAGAUCGAAGGCAAGUUUGCCAUAACCUGUCACAACCGGACGGCCCAGAGACAGAGGAGCGGUUCCCGGGAACAGGCGGGGACGCCCACGCCUGAUGCGAGCCGCGGGCCCGGCAGCCCGGCGGCCAGGGCUCGGCCCGAGCCGCUUCGGAGUCCCGGGCCACGGAAGAGCCGGGCCUGGGCCGAGGGUGGCUCUCCGCGCAGCACGCGCAGCACGCGCAUCCCGAGGGGCGAGCCUCUCCGGGGCCCGGCGGGCAAAGGACCGGAGAGUCCCCUCCGUAGCCCCGCGCGGGUCAAGGCCAGCCCGCUCCGCCGAGGCGCGGAGUCCCGAGAUGCGACGACAGCCGCGGCCGCGCCAUCCCCGCCGGCGCCCCCGGUGUCAUCCGUGCGGGUGGUGAGUGCCUCCGGGGCGGUCUCCGAAGAGAUCGAGGUGUUGGAAAUGGUGAGGGAGGACGAGGCGCCGCUGUCGCUACCCGACUCGGAGCAGCAGCCGCCGCCACCAUCGUCGUCCGCCGCGGAGUUGGAGUCUCCGGCUGAAGAGUGCAGUUGGGCCGGGCUCUUCUCCUUCCAGGAUCUGCGGGCCGUGCACCAGCAGCUGUGCUCUGUCAACUCACAGCUGGAGCCGUGUCUGCCGGUGUUCCCCGAAGAGCCGUCCGGCAUGUGGACGGUGCUGUUUGGGGGCGCCCCCGAGAUGACCGAGCAGGAGAUCGACGCGCUGUGUUACCAACUCCAGGUCUACCUGGGCCACGGCCUGGACACGUGUGGCUGGAAGAUCCUUUCCCAGGUGCUGUUCACGGAGACGGAUGAUCCCGAAGAGUAUUACGAAAGCCUCAGCGAGCUGCGGCAGAAGGGUUAUGAGGAGGUGCUUGAGCGGGCCAGGAAACGCAUCCAGGAGCUCUUGGACAAGCACAAGACAAUAGAGAGCAUGGUGGAGCUUCUGGACUUGUAUCAGUUGGAGGACGAAGCCUACAGCAGCCUCGCAGAGGCCACAACUGAGCUCUACCAGUAUUUACUCCAGCCAUUCCGAGACAUGCGAGAGCUUGCCAUGCUGCGAAGACAGCAGAUCAAGAUUUCCAUGGAGAAUGAUUAUUUGGGACCCCGAAGAAUUGAGAGGCUGCAAAAAGAAGAUGCUGACUGGCAGAGGAAAGCUCACAUGGCUGUGCUGUCUAUUCAGGACCUCACUGUCAAGUAUUUUGAAAUAACAGCUAAAGCCCAGAAAGCUGUGUAUGAUCGGAUGCGAGCAGAUCAGAAGAAAUUUGGCAAAGCAUCAUGGGCAGCAGCUGCUGAACGCAUGGAAAAACUCCAGUAUGCAGUUUCUAAAGAGACCUUGCAGAUGAUGAGAGCUAAAGAGAUUUGUCUGGAACAGAAGAAACAUGCACUAAAAGAAGAGAUGCAAAGUUUACAGGGCGGUACAGAAGCUAUUGCUCAGUUGGACCAGCUAGAAUCUGAUUACUAUGAUCUGCAACUUCAGCUGUAUGAAGUCCAGUUUGAAAUCUUGAAGUGUGAAGAGCUACUGUUGACUGCACAGCUGGAGAGCAUCAAGAGACUCAUAUCAGAAAAGAGAGACGAAGUGGUCUACUAUGAUACUUAUGAAAGUAUGGAGGCCAUGCUGGAGAAGGAAGAGAUGGCGGCCUCUGUGCACGCACAGAGGGAGGAGCUACAGAAACUGCAGCAGAAGGCACGCCAGCUGGAAGCAAGAAGGGGGCGUGUCUCAGCCAAGAAAGCCUACCUCAGAAAUAAAAAGGAAAUUUGUAUUGCAAAACACAACGAGAAGUCCCAACAGCGCUUUCAGAGUGCAGAUGAAUAUAGAAGCCAUCGUGCAGUGCAACUAAAGAGAGAAAAAUUACAUGAUGAAGAGGAAAGAAAAAGUGCCUGGGUUAGCCAAGAGAGACAGAGGACAUUGGAUAGACUUCGAACAUUUAAGCAGAGGUACCCUGGGCAAGUCAUCCUUAAGUCAACCAGAUUACGAGUGGCUCAUGCGAGAAGAAAAAGCACAGCAAGCCCUGUGUCCUGUGAGGAGCAGUGUGGCUCUCUCUCAGCCGUGCUGCAGGGGGAGGAGACAUCAGAGGCGGGAGAAGGAAGACACCAGCUUGGAUCUUCACAGACAGCAGAAUCCCGGAGCCUUGUCCAACUUGAAGACACCUCUUCAGUACAACUUGAAGCCACUUCAUUACCUCCCAGUGCUGUUACCUCUGAACUGCCUCCUCCAUCUGCGUCACUUCCACUUUUGACCAGUAAUGACCUCAAACCAUGUUCUGCUACCAUGGAUCCUCUCCUACCCCCUCUUCCUCCUACCCCUCCCCCUCCCCCUCCUCCACCUCCACCUCCGCCCCCACCUCUGCCUGUUGCAAAGGACACCGAUGCCACCAGCACUGCAGAGACACUGGAGAAAGAUCUGCUUAGAAAGGAGGGCAAUGAGAAGAGGAUCCCAAAGUCAGCCAGUGCCCCAUCAGCACACCUCUUUGAUAGCAGCCAGCUAGUCAGUGCCCGAAAGAAGCUCAGAAAGACUGCUGAUGGUUUGCAGAGGAGGAGAGUGAGUUCACCCAUGGAUGAGGUGUUAGCAUCCUUGAAGCGUGGUAGUUUUCAUCUGAGAAAAGUUGAACAGCGGACUCUGCCUCCUUUUCGUGAUGAAGAUGACAGUAAUAAUAUCUUGGCGCAGAUAAGGAAAGGGGUAAAAUUGAAGAAGGUUCAGAAAGAAGUUUUGAGAGAAUCCUUCACACUCCUGCCUGAUACAGACCCUUUGACACGGAGCAUCCAUGAAGCUCUGAGAAGAAUAAAAGAAGCAUCCCCGGAGUCAGAGGAUGAGGAGGAGGCUUUACCUUGCACAGACUGGGAGACCUAGCAGGUGACUUAACAGAAAGAAGAAAAAUAGCCAUGGAUGAAGACUGGCUCUGAUUCUUUUGGGGAAAAGUUUAAGCUCUUGGUCCCAUGAUUGGAUUCCAUUAGAUUCCAAGUGUUGGCAAAGUGGUGUGAAAACAGGAAGCACAGCUGGGAGGUUAUUACUGUGCAGUCACUCAUUGGUAGUAGUGACAUCAGUUUUAUAUGUGCAAUGUUCCUCACUGCAG